UAUCUCACAUUAACUUCAUCAAAGUCCAAUCAUGACCAUGCUUCUCGCCUGUUUUCUCUUAUCUCUUUUGCUUUUUCUUAUACCAACCAAAAUCAAGAAAAUUCGGUGUUCAAUAUUAACAAUGUUAAGAGUUGAGGUAACAAAACGAGAGAUAGUAAGCAUGGAGCAACAUUUGCCACGAGAAGUGCUAUCAAACAUCCUCACAAGGUUGCCGGCGAAAGAGUUGGUGAAAUGUAAAUGUGUUUGCAUGUCCUGGUUCCAUCUCUUAACCGAUCCUCAUUUUAUUAAUAAUUACAAUGUUGUCCACAACAAUCUCCUAAGCCAAGAGAAGCAUCUCUUGGUCAUUUGCAGACCCUUUUCUCCGGGCCUCAAAACUUACAUUUCUGUUCUUUCUUGGAACCUCAAUGACCUCAAAAAACAUAUUUUUUCUUAUGUUUUAAACCCUCCUUAUGAAUUCAACUCUAAACACAAAUACUGGACCGAAAUCUUGGGUCCUUGCAAUGGCAUAUACAUGCUAGAGGGCAAUCCUAAUGUCUUGGUCAACCCUUCUCUGAGUCAGUUCAGGGCUUUGCCAGAGUCCCAUUUCGCUGGUCGAUGUAGGACUUACUCUCUCACUGACUAUGCUGGCUUUGGCUUUGACCCCAAAACCAAUGAUUACAAAGUUGUUGUAAUCAAGGACCUUUGGUUGAAGGAAACAGAUGAAAGACAACUUGGGUAUUGGACUUCUGAGUUGUUUAGCCUCAAUUCUAAUUCUUGGAGAAAACAUGAUGCUGCUCUCCCACUUCCGAUUGAAAUUUGGGGAUCUUCCCCGGUUUACACUUAUGUAAACAAUUGUUGUCACUGGUGGGGCUUUGUUGAUGAGUCUGGUAGAAAAGAAGAUGUUGUUCUAGCAUUUGACAUGGUUAAUGAAUCCUUCAGGAAGAUAAAGGUGCCAAGGAUACGUUGUUCACCAAAAGAAGAAUUUGCAACGCUUGCACCCUUUGACGAAUCUGCUACAAUUGGUGUCAUUGUUUAUCCUGUAAGGGGAAAAGAGAAGUCUUUUGACGUGUGGGUAAUGAAAGAUUAUUGGGACGAAGGGUCUUGGGUUAAGCAAUACAGUGUUGAACCUGUAGAAGCAAUUCACAAGCUUGUGGGGUUUUAUGGGAACAAUCAAUUUCUUUGGAGCAGCUUCAAUGAUGGAUUAGUGUGGUAUGACUGUGAAGCUGAGUCAGAAAAAAUAAAGGAUCUGCAGGUUUGUGGAAGGAAUGGGUCGCUAAGAGCUGCUAGAUACAUGGAAAGCCUUGUUUCACUUAAAAGGGGAAAUGAGUUUAGUUGCCAUUUUCUUCAAGUGGGUCGCUUGAUUCCCAACUCUCUGCUAGAUCAAAGGGAAACACCAUAUUUUUCUUCUUUUUAGAUUAAAAGAUUUAGACUUAAAUAUAUUUUUAGUCUCUCAAAUUUAAGAUAAAUUUGA
This is a messenger RNA of Cajanus cajan (pigeon pea), 1450 nucleotides long. NCBI's taxonomy places the organism in Eukaryota, Viridiplantae, Streptophyta, Magnoliopsida, Fabales, Fabaceae. The record is from RefSeq and is a predicted model, not a curated record.